Messenger RNA from Oryctolagus cuniculus (rabbit), 15870 nucleotides. It is a transcript of the gene SYT16, whose product is annotated as synaptotagmin 16. The record is from RefSeq and is a predicted model, not a curated record. Gene Ontology annotation, molecular function: phospholipid binding. NCBI's taxonomy places the organism in Eukaryota, Metazoa, Chordata, Mammalia, Lagomorpha, Leporidae.
CUGUGCGCGUCGCGGCCCCCGAGCGCGCGAGGCCUGCUGAGGAGCGCGCGCCCGCCCGGGCUCGGUGCCGGAAACCCCUCCGCGGCUGCCGCCGGCACCGAGCCGUGGGGACCUACAGAGGAGCUGGCUAAUUCCUGGUGCAGCGUGUAGGGGCAAUCUGACGUGAAGGGGAACUCGGGGGAGAACGUUCGGUCUGGAAGUUUCUCUAUGCAGCCUACAGUCGUUCCUGAAGCUGUUGGGCUUUUACAUGCUGUUGGAGUAAUAAAAACUCUUCUGUCCGUCCUCUUCCUCUUCAUCCACAAGAAAGAGGGUUUGAAAGGAGAGGAGGCCAUCCAUGCCUGGAGCAACGAAGUGGAAGAGAAAACUCUGAACACAAGAGUGGGGUCCGCCCAGGGCUGGCUGAGAAGUUUUGAAAGUGAAACAUACACAUCCACCAGGAGACAUCCAAUCUAAUUGCUCGUCAUGCUUAUCACACAGUUCACGCUAAAUGCGGAGUGCUGAAGGAACUGAACCCGUGGCUCUGCAGACAGCUGGCCAUGGUGCUGGCCAUGGCAUCUCAGGAUGCUCACAACUUCUUCCAGCCUCUCUCUUCCUGGAUAUCUCGCAUCUAUGAAGCUCUCCAGCAGGCAGGGGAUACCUUGUCAGCCUCGCUGGUUAACUUAAGCAAACAAGACUCUAAUCUGAGCGGACAGCCGGACCAGGACUUUGACGAGGUUCAGAUUCAGGAAACUUGUUACGAAGACGAAGAACAAGACAACGAUUGGAGUCAAGAGGAUGCAAAUUCCUUGUUUCUCGAAGUGGAACAUGUCUCAUGUUGUGAGAGUGGUUUGCAGGACUCUGCCCAAAGUUCAGGCCCCAGAGUUAGCCCAAACGCAAAGGGCUCAUGUUCUGUAAUGUCCCAGUGGCCCGACCAGACCCUAGAUGACCAUAAGUCAGCACGUGGACUUUCUUCUAUUGCUGAGGAAGAGUGUUACCCUGAAAAGCAAAGAUGGGACCUUCAGCACAGCUUUGAUAGCCAACUCCCUGCUACGUUAGAAAAUGUGAACGGAAAAAAUCAAGAUAACAGCUUUGGGGAUGAUGAGGAGCUGUCCGCAUCUUCUGGCAGCGACGAGGAGGUGAUCAAACAAUUUGAGAUUUCUGUGUCCCGGUCUCAGAGUUUCCGUGCAGGGACCUCUGAGGAAGGAAAGCAGACAGGAUUGGAGCGGAAACAGAAAUUCCACCAUUUGCCCUCUAACCGUGAAGAAGAUAGCACCGCAGUGUCUGCCUAUGAAGAUUUGGAUGGAGCCAGCCAGCUAAGUUAUCCUGAGAAUCUGUCAUAUGGUGAAGAUUCCCCCAUCACUGCCCGCUCACAGUCCUCAUGUGAAACAGGGGAUACCAGGCGCCAUGGUGCAUCUAGCCAAGAGACAUGCGUGGCCCGAAGCCCCAGUCGCCAGUCCGCAGAGGGGAGCUUGGAGAGGGACAGAGCUUUCAAUACUCAGGACCUGGAGGAUCCCUACGCCACCGACAGCUCUUCCAUGUGGAGUCCAGAGGAACAGGAUGAAACCAGUCUGCAGGUGCCAUCUGGGAUUCCAGAGCCUAUCUCAAAGUGUGGUGACCUUGAUGUCGUCUUUGAAUAUAGAGCCGUGAGCCAGAAACUCACAGUCACGGUUGUGAGAGCACAGGGUCUCCCGGAUAAGGACCGAAGUGGUGUGAACUCCUGGCAAGUUCACAUGGUGCUGCUGCCUAGUAAGAAACAGAGGGGCAGGACGAGCACACAGCGAGGGCCCAACCCCAUCUUCAAGGAGAAGGUCACCUUCACCAAGCUGGAGCCCAGAGAUGUGGCUGGCUGUGCUGUCCGCUUCCGCCUGUACGCUGCCCACAAGAUGACCCGAGAGAGAAUGAUGGGAGAGAAAUUAUUCCAUCUCAGCCACCUGCACCCAGAAGGGGAAAUGAAAGUGACUCUGGUUCUGGAGCCAAGAAGUAAUAUAAGUGGUGGAGAGUCUCCGCUCAGCUCUUCUGCAGCUUCUCACCGUGACAGUGCCCCAUCCACGCAGUCGCUGGCUCACGGAGGGGCACCAGAGCUGCUGGUGGGGCUGUCCUACAAUGCCACAACAGGGCGACUAGCUGUGGAGAUGAUCAAAGGCAGCCAUUUCCGAAACCUCGCCCUUCACCGAGCGCCUGAUACAUACGGAAAACUCUUCCUCCUCAAUUCUGUGGGUCAAGAGAUGUCCCGUUGCAAGACAUCCCUUCGGCGUGGCCAGCCCAACCCUGUCUACAAGGAGACCUUUGUGUUCCAGGUGGCCCUCUUUCAGCUGUCUGACGUCACCUUGAUGGUUUCCAUUUAUAACAGGCGUAGUAUGAAGCGUAAAGAGAUGAUUGGCUGGAUCGCUCUGGGCCAAAAUAGCAGUGGAGAGGAGGAACAAAACCACUGGGAGGAGAUGAAAGAGAGCAAAGGCCAGCAGAUCUGCAGAUGGCACUCUUUGCUGGAAUCCUAGGUUUGCCAACUGGUGUUUGUGUGCUGUGUCCGCCUCCUUGCUGGCUACUGAUGCCCUGCUUGGCAGGGUUUCCAGGCUUUCAAAUGGAAAUUCUACUUUGCCUAAGAUAUUCUGAGUGGGAGCUUUGGGUUUCUCAAAGGUUUGAUUUGGGUUGGAAUAUUAUAAUUUUAGACAUCUACAUACGCAGCCAUGUGUCCUGUAUGGAAACUGGCCAUAAUGGAGGCCAGAGUGGAGGUGAUGAAUUGAUUUGCGCUAAUAGAUUAUUGAGUCUCAGCUCACACUGUGGAAUGAAGCUUCUCUUAUUGUCUCUGCCUGAGGAGUAAUCUGACAUUGCAAGGGAGCUAUUAAAUGUCACUAAUUGCAGCCACUUAGGUGUUUGAAUCAGAAUUUUCUUAAUGUGGUGCAAAAAAACUCCAAAAUACAAAUGAAUCAGAUGCUGACACAGAAGAAUGCAACUGUAAUCCAUAGCCCCUUCUUUCACAUUUUUCUGUUUCAUUAAAAAAUCCAUUUCCCUAACAAGUAAAUGUUUAAAAAAUUGCACUUAAAAUAAAUUUGUAUUAAUUAAUAUCUUUUAUAUCUCAUUUAUAAAUUUUGGUUACUAUGAUAUUUAAUUAGAUUUAUCAUAUUUUGAAGCUAGAAAAGAGUUUAGAACUUACUAUUAUCAAAUAAUUUGUCUCCUUUUGAAUAUGUAAGAUUUCAAGUUUGUAACUGUUAAGUUUUUUAUGCUAUGUUGCUCACCUAACAACUUCUUACAGAACGAGAAGAAAACUAAAGCCAAGAGGAAGUUCUUUAAAUCAUGGGUUGACUGGUUUCUCUCAAUCUGAUUGUAUCUGGAUUAUACCUUUUCUAUAUUCAAUGAUCCAUACUCAUACAUGUAUUUUGGAUAUACUCCUUCAUGCUCUCUUUUAAUGUACUAUUUUCCAUUAUCAGAGCCUACUGACUUGCACACAGUGGUUCCUUAAUAAAUAUUUAUUUUAUGGACUCUUGGAAAGAAAUAUGUGAAGACCCGUGAAUGGAGAAUUACUUUCAUGUGGUAUGGAGAGACCCUAAAUUUUCAGUUGGACCUUUGAAGUGCCUAUAACUCAUUUUCCACAGCCUUUGCGGCAACCUGGAUACCUGCCAUUGACAACACUGCUCUUGUAUGGUUAUAAACAUGCAGUUUUACUUAUGAAUGAUUUUUAUAUAUUUAUUCAGUGCAUGUAUUUUUUCCUUAUUCUCAGAUAUGAGCCCUUAAUUUUGAUUACUUUAUUGACAGUAAUUAAAACAUACAGGGAAGGAAGGGGUGUCCAUUUAACCCUGGGUCCAACGUGCACCUCUUCUGAGCAAUGGCUUAGCUACUUAUUUUAGCUUUUAUGUUGCAUUGUUGACUUUUUGCUGUCUGUGGGAAGAGUGAUAGCUAGUGAUGGAUGUAUACAGUCAAAAACACAUAACACCUCGGCAGCUCACAUUUGGACAGAUUGUAAGCGUAGGCUGUAACACUUGAAGAACAUAUUUAUCCCUUACAGUGUGUAAUGGUUAUUCUGACAAGACCAGACGAGGGCACAGGAUAACUGUACUACGAUUUCAGGGUUCAGUCUUUGAAAGAAAUGAUUUCCUAUGGAAAAAGCAGGAUUUGCAAAAUAGAUAUCUUCAUUUUUUUUAAAGGUCCUGGGGGUUUUAUAGAUCCUACUGCUCAGUCAUUCAGAUUAAGUAAUAAAACCAUACUCCUCUGGGUUUUUACCCCAGCUUUCUUAGGAAGACCUCAGAGUGCUUUUUCCAGCAUUAUCUCCAUUAACUGCUGAGUGGUCUUUGCAGGGUGGCUAUGUCAUUGAGUAGAACUGAGUGCAAUUGAUGAAGUAGUGGCGCAAAGAAUUGGCUUUUCACAUCCCUGCUCUCUGUAUGCCUUGUGUUUAAAGCGAAGUAGAGCAGCCUUGUUAUGCUUUCCUUUAUGCAGUAACAUAAUAGCAGCAUUCACUUUCUAAUUUACAUUUGAAAAAAAAAUCUGUAUAUAUUGCAAGGAUUGCCUCGGACUUUUCCUCCUAUAUCUUUCUGAUCUCCAUGUUGCUGCAUCCAUGUUUCACGGUGCCAAUAAUCACCCCUACUGCCUUUCUGCUUCCUUGGCUGGCUCAUGUUGAAGAUUUCUGCUGGUGUGGUAAAGAUGUCCUUGUGUGUUUGAUUUGCUUCCACUGCUCUGAUGAUGAUACCAUACACAGGAAUGGGUAGCACUUUAAGGGAAGGAAUGCCUGAAAAGCACUUUUUAAAAUUUUAUUGUGCUGCUGCGACUCAAUAUAUAGGAUGUGUGUACAUCUUGGCGAGACAGAAACAUCAACGUAUUCACGCUCAGCUGAUUGUUUAAACAUAAAAUGCUAAAGACAAGAUACAUUAGAAUAUGAGGCUGUGUGUGUUUCUUUUUUUUUUACUUUGAAUUAACAUUCUAGUUUAGUAGGAUCUUUUGAUUUUGUGCACUUAAACUCCCUUAUUUUCUUGGCAAAUUCUAGACACAAAAUGCAUUUAACGUGUUUUUCACUUGAGAUCUUACAUCUCCAGUUGCUUCUCAAAAGAGUUAUGAAAGAUAAUUAGUUGGUUCUGCAGCAAAAAAAAAAAAAAAAACUGCUUUUGCCUAUUUCAUUUAGCUAAUGAUUAAUAUCUCAGAGGGAGCUUUGACAUUGGAGCAGCACCGGCUUUUUGUUGCAUGAGUAGCUCUUUCAGCGAUUUUCCCUCAAGAGUAUGCUUCUUAAAUAAUAUUACUGAGAGUAAAUGAUGCACUAGGUUUAUGGAAAUCUGCUUCAUAGUGUGCCUUCUGAAUUGAGAAAUACUGGUGUCACCAACGACGGUGGUGGCUGUUGUAUUCUUUGCUCCCCUCUGACUAUCGCUGAAUUUUUAAAUGGACCAUUCAGCAGGCAGCCAAACACCUGCUCUCAGUCCCCUUUCCUCCACUGGCUCCCAGGGUGAUGCACAGUUGUUUUGGAUCCUGCUUUUGCUGAUGCUGCAUAACUGUAAGAGAGCUUUCCCUUCGCUAACGUCUGAAGAAUGCAUUUGGAUGGAGAAAGGGUCUUCAACACGUUCAUGGAAAAUGUGUAUUUUGGGAAAACUGUGCAUGAAUUUCAAAAAGCAUUGUGUACCGACACUUAUGUUUUAGUUCCAUUUUUUCAUGAACUUUUUAAAAAGUGCCCUCGUGUUAUACUGGGCAUCCUACCUGCACAAAGUCUGAGCAAUGGAUCACCGCUUUUGCAAGAGGAAAAGAGAGGAUGAUAUUGUCAUUCAUUUUAGGCACUAUGAAGUCUGACAACUUUCAAUGGCGGUGAACUGAUUGAUCUCAGACAUUGAUAUUCUCUCUAGUGCUGGGUGCUGCGACGAGCCUGGCACACCAUUACUGCCUUUUUUUUAACAUGGGGCUCUCACAUUGUCUUAUAAAUUAUCAUUACCUCUCGGUCAGUCAUUGGGCUUGAAACCCAGUGUGGCUGCACUGGAUGAUCUUAUCUGAGAACCAAAAGUCUCUUCCUUUCAAGUAAAUAAUUAUUUAAGUAGGGGCUACUGUAAGAAUAGGUGAAGGCAUUUCUCAGAUGACCAGAAAACUGUAUUUAAUUGAUGAGUCCAUGUGGGCAUCCAACUGUGGGUUUCCCACAAACUUGGCUAUCUUUUGCAGCAGAGGACUCUGUAAGGAAAACUAGGAAAGGUGGAUAAGAAAGAAUUAUUUGUAAGUGGCAUAAAAUUAAAUGGAGGCAUAUUCUUUCCUGAAAAGCCAGUAAGACUAGAAAACACAUAUGGUAUCUCUCCUUGCUUUUGAGCGAAUUGUGUAAAGAAUGUUCCAUUCUAUUUGAUCCAAUAAAAAAGCAAGUGACAAGUAAUCCUGAAAUGGCAAAACAAGUAUUUUUAUUGUUUGAAAAAGUAAUUAUUUGCUUAGGUGAAACUAUAAGAAAACACCCCAGAUGACUUACAGUUCAUGUGUCAUGUACAUGGAAGAUAAGAAAUCGGUAUGUUGGAAAUGUUUUGCGUUUGCAGGUGUGUAUUCAAGAAGAGUAAACCAAUGAAGUAGACAAUAUUGCAGAUUAGCUAUUAUUUUUUUCACAGUCUGUAAAAUUCUGGAAAAUACUUGAGGAUGGGGUCAUUGUAUCUGCUCUUCCACAGUGAAGUUGGCCCAACUCGGAGAGUUGGAACAGGCUGUGGUCUCAGCCUGGGUUUGGAUGGAACUCUACUAACUGUGCGGCCUUAAGAAGAUUAUUCAACCAACCUAUGUCCCAGACUCUUCAACUGGAAAAUAAAAAUCAUGUCUACCUCUUAAGGUUUUAAAAUAGGCAUUAGUGUAAUGUGCCUAGCAUAGAGCCUGGUGUAUAGUUAGUAUUCAGUAUUCACUCUUCACAAUCAUGCUUGAAAAAGAAAAUUAAAAAAAAAAAACACUUAGGUUAUAUUUCUCUUUGCAGAAAAAAUAAUGAUAAGACUAGAGAAAAACUUAAAAAUAAUUUUCAGAUAUUUUAAAGUGGGUAGACUAAUGAAGCCAGAGCAUAUUUGUCAAGAAAAUAGGUCUCCUUAGGGCAAGCUAAUCAGAGGUAACCCUGAUAUUUGGAGGAAAGUGAAUCUUAAUAGAUUGGAACUGAGAUGGAGCCAAAUGUUUGUCUUUUAUCUCCUUAGUUUGCAGGGGAUGCCAAACCUUGGUGCUUGUGUGUAUCUCUUGAUAUUUCACACAUGGGAUCUUUCUUCACUUCCUGCUCUACUUUACCAUUGACAAAUGGGCAGGGCACCUUGCACCCCCAUUAGAAGAGUUGAUAAAGAGGGCAACUUGGCCACAUUUUUCAACUCUGACCUAAAAGAGUAAAGCAAAUGUUAUUACUCUAUACUGACAUUCUUUGGAUUGUCUUUAGUUUUACCUACAUUAUCCAUUUUAUAUCAUGAUACACACAUUUGCAUAUGGUUUAUUAAUAAUUAAAAUGUAUCUGUUUGGAAAGUUCUAUUCAAAACCAGUUAUCAUUAUUUCCAUUAAGAGGCUAUCAUGAUGGGAAUUCUGUCAUUUAACACUAAUUCCUUUUGAAGGGGAUUUUUGAAUGAUUUGAUAUAAAGGAAAGCAUGUUUAGUUGUUCUCAAGUUAUUCAUACCUUGAGUAGAGAGGACAUUUUUAGAAAAAUCUUUAUCAACAUUUGAUCCAGAGAUGACAUCAGAAACAAACCACUUCAAGUUUAUUGCAACCAGCUGCCUUGAACUAGUCAGGAGCUGUGUGUGUGUGUGUGUGUGUGUGUUUUAAGAUUUUUUUUAGGAGUCGGUGCUGUAGUAUAGCAGGUAAAACCACCACCUGCAGUGCUGGCAUCCCAUAUGGGCACCUGUUCAAGUCCUGGCUGCUCCAAUUCCAAUCCAGCUCUCUGCUAUAGACUGGAAAGCAGUAGAAGAUGGCUGAAGUCCUUGGCUCCCUGCACCUGCGUGGGAGACCCAGAAGAAGCUCCUGGCUCCUGGCUCAGAGCAGCGCAACUCUGGCCAUUGUGGCCAAUUGGGGAGUGACCCAGUGGAUAGAAUACCUCUCUCCCUCUCUCUCUCUCUCUCUCUCUGCCUCUUCUUCUCUCUCUGUGUAACUCUGACUUUCAAAUAAAUAAAUAAAAUCUUUUUUUUUUUUUAAGAUACAGAGAGAAGGAUAUACAGAGAGAGAGGUCAUCCAUCUGCUGGUUCACUCCCCAAAUGGCCACAACAGCCAGAGCUGGGCCUAUUCCAAGCCAGGAGCCAGGAGCUUCCUCCGGGUCUCCCACAUGGAUGCAGGGGCCCAAGCACUUGGGUCAUCUUCUACUGCUUUCCCAGGCCAUAGCAGAGAGCUGGAUCAGAAGAGGAACAGCCGGGACUAGAACUGGAGCCUAUAUGGGAUGCCGGCACCACAGGUGGGAGAUAGCCAGGUACCAGCCCCUACAUGUAGUUUUAAGCUAAAAGUGAUUCUGGAAUGAGGACCAGUGAGACUACAUCCUAAAUAUUAUUGAAUUACCGAAGUGCUGUCUCAAGUUCUAGGUUUCCCACCUAAGGGGAAACAUGAAGACAUUGGAGAAAAAUCACCUAGCAUAAGACUUUUACUUGAAAGUAUGAGAGUUACUUCAGUUGGUGGGAAAAAUAAUUAAAAGAUAGGUUUAUUUUGGUGCAAAAAAUUCUGAAUUCCAUGCAUUCACGCUAUUGUCAGACAACUGAUCGAAAUGUAUAUUAUGAAAACUAUGCCUGGAUUUCAAUAUUUGCAGCAAAAUAUGCUGAUUUUACAUUCUACAUUUUGUUUGAGUAAGAAGAGGGAGAGAGGGUGGAGUUGGGGAGAGAGGGAGGAAGAGAGCGAGCGAGCAAAGUAACUCUCAUCUGCCCACACAUCAAGGGGCUUGGGCCACAGCUGAAGCCUGGAGUUUGGAGGGCCAUCCAUGGGGGUGGCAGGAACCCAAUUACUUGAGCCAUCACUACUGAAUCCCAGGGUAUGCAUUAGCAGGAAGCUGGAAUCUGGAGCCAGAGCUAGGAAUUGGAGAUAGGGUAUCUUGGCUGCUAGGGUCAAUACUCACUUCUUGAUUCUGUUUUUCUUUUUAUUUACUUACUUACUUACUUAUUUAUUUUGACAGGCAGAGUAGACAGUGAGAGAGAGACAGACAGAGAGAAAGGUCUUCCUUUUGCCGUUGGUUUACCCUCCAGUGGCCACUGUGGCUGGCGCGCUGCGGCCAGUGCACUGCGCUGAUCGGAUGGCAGGAGCCAGGUGCCUCUUCCUGGUCUCCCAUGGGGUGCAGGGCCCAAGGACUUGGGCCAUCCUCCACUGCACUCCCUGGCCACAGCAGAGAGCUGGCCCGGAAGAGGAGCAACCGGGACAGAAUCUGGUGCCCCGAUCAGGACUAGAACCCAGUGUGCCGAUUCUGUUUUUCCAUGAAUUUCAUGAAGUAGCCUCAUCAUUUAAGGCAUGUUAAAGGAGUAGAACAAAAGGUGAGAAAUCUGUGUAGUGCUUUCUAGUAAGAUUUCCCAGAAUGUGGCAUUCUAACAAAAGAAUGGUGUGCACUUUCUCUGCCUGACCACAUAGAGCCAGAGCAUCCACCUAAAUCGAGUCCAAGGAGUUUAACUGAGAUACAGGGAGAAUUACACAAAACUUGUUUCUUAUUAAUUCAAAAUGUAUUCAUUGGAUUUCCUUUGCUUACCACUGUGCUAUUUGGGAUGGCACAGAACUUAAAAUCUUUUUGGAUUACACAGUGAAGCAUUAGUCAUCAUAAUGAAAACAACAAUGAUGACCAACGUGUAGUUGUUAAAUUGGACUAAUUACAUGCCAUAAACAGCAGAGUUCCUGCUAAGGGGUAUUGGAAAGAGGUGAAAUAUAGUGGCUGAAUGACUGGGAGAACUCCUACAAAGCCCCAGACUUUGCAGUGAGCCUUGGUUGCAUUAGAGAGGGAAUUGCUGAGAGAGCCAUAGGGUCAUCAUCUUCAGAAGUCUUUUAAGAUAGAAAAAGCUGCUUCAAGUGUUGCUUCUGUCCAAAGUGGAAUGAGAGGGCACCCUGGACGACAGCUUUUAUCAAGUUCCUUCUAAGUCUAGUAUUGUGUGGGUAACCUCGAAACAGGAUCCAUAAUAGCAGCACUCCAGGCCUGUCCUCCUCCUCUGUGGGCAUUUUUUUUUUUUCAACAUUGAUUUUUCUCUGAAUCAUAGAAGGUUUCCUCUGGGGAGUUCCUGCGUGGGUUUCGUUUAGGUGACUUUGGGGAUGUCUGCAGGCUCCAGGUGAAUUUCCUCUCCCAUGGUGCUUUGAAUGUUUUGUGUCCCUUGGGUCACAAAGCGGUAUCCUAGACACACGGACAAUAGUCACCUGUAUUUAUAGCCACAGUGGAAGCUGUGAAACCGUUGGAGGCUUUGUAGGACAAGCUCAUGGCCUGUUAGGAAGCCCUGUGGAUGUUCUUAGGCUAGAACUGCUGCUCACUGCUCUCUGCUGUCCGUCGCUCACUGAUGCUGCCUCGUGGUGUCUCCGUGGGAGUUUUUGCUUCAUGCCUUCGAGUGGCAGUGUUACCAGUUCUACUUUGAGGAUGCUUACAAGGCCAGUUUCCCACUGGCGUGGCCCUGUAUGUUCAUUAUUUUUGGUUACUUCAUUUCCCCUUAGAGUAUCUUCUACUUUACAGUUCUCCUUUCUUUAUAUACCAUUUAUUCCUUCAAAAGAUGUUCAAGUGUAAUACGUUCAAAUAUUCCACUAGUUCUGAUAAGAACUCUAGGCUAAUGAUAAAAUCCUUCAUUAUCCUUUAACUUUGUCUUAAUGUAUUUCUGUAAUGGCUUCUUUCCCCCUCUGGAAGGGAGAGGAUUUAUGGAACCCAGAAGUUGUUCUUCUGUCUCUAGUUAAGAAAUAAAUAUACUUGUUUGUUGGUCUAUGCUUCUCUUCAAAAUAAUUGGACGUGUUUUGUUUGUAAGGGAGGAAAUGUAGCAUUUCAUUUCUAGCAUGAAACAGAAGUUAGGUAGUUAGUAUUUUUGAGUUUUGUUUAUAUAUUUGACUUUUAUAGUUGAAUAUGCAAUGCCCUUUGUGGAGCCGGCGCCAUGGCUCAUUUGGUUAAUCCUCCACCGGCGGCGCUGGCAUCCCAUAUAGAUGCCAGUUCUAGUCCCGGUUGCUCCUCUUCCAGUCCAGCUCUCUACUGUGGCCCAGGAAGGCAGUGGAGGAUCGCCCAAGUGCUUGGGCCCCUGCACCUGCAUGGGAGACCACCUGGCUCCUAGCUUUGGAUUGGCGUAGCUCUGGCCGUGGCGGCCAUUUGGGGGGUGAACCAACAGAAGGAAGACCUUUCUCUCUGUCUCUCUCUCUCUCUCUCUCACUGUCUAACUCUGUCAAGUAAAUUUUAAAAAAUUAUUAAAAAAAUGCCCUUUGUAAGGCAGCAAGUUGGACCCUGGAAUGCUGUGUCUGUACAAACAAACAUGACACAGUUUUUACAUGCUCUGUGUUUUAGUAGUGAAAGUCACUCCCAGAAUGAACUGGAGACCAUAGUUGCCAGAAAAAGAUGUGAGAGUGUUAACAAAAAGCCUUGCUUACCUCUCUGUCUUUAAAAUUAGUCGUAGUUACCGAAAACUAAGCACAUUUGGGGCGCCCUUAAGAAAUGAAUCAGGGGCAGCAUUGAGCAUGUUCUUCCUGUGGAAAAUGGACCAGUCGUUGUUUUACAGUCUCAAACACUCUUAAGUCAGACUGAAUAUGACUCCUGGUGCCUUUGACUUUAUAACAAGAGACACAAAAUAGGAGUUUCCACAGUAGAAUUAUUGCUUGUAAUUCUUCACAUCAUAAAAGCUAAUCUAUUGCUAAAUCUCUUAAGCCACACAAGUCAGAACCUUUGGUGGCCCGAAAGUUCAUACUAAAGUUGGUCUCAAGAUUGUCUGUAAUCUAAAAAGUGCACAUCUCUGACAUGAGAAAGACCUUGAUUUUUAAGAAAAGACAGCAGAAGGCUGCCAGCAAAAAUUCCAGUUAUGCGGGGGAACAUUUACACUAGAAGAAAGACAUUUGUGUUGGUUAUUCUGUGUAACCUAGUCACAUCCGGAAGCCACAUUUCUGCAGACUGCUUCUUUGACAAGUUCCUUAUAGCUGGCACGUUGAAUGGGCUUGCUGAUUUUUGCUACAUUUCCCAAUGGUCCAUGAUAAUGUUUGCUGUUUUGCAACUCUACUGAAUUAUAAUGCAGUCUUUUAUAAUGCCAGCAUAUUAAUGCAGCUGUAAGUUAGAUUCCAUUAUUAUAAAAUGUACUUUCCAAAAUUUUAAAAUCUGAUUUUGUUGUAGUUUUUUAAUAUUUUAAGUUUGUAAAUAAGAAAUUAGUAUUUGUAUAUUUUAUUAGUGACAGAAAUUUUUCAUCAUUUUACUGGAAUAAUAUUUGAUCUGUAUUUUCAGGGGAAAUGCAUGAUGGUUUUUGAGGCCUACUUCCUUUUCAGAGCUGUUUUAGGUUCACAGAAAAAUAUAGCAAAGUACUGCAAGUUUCUAUAUACCCCCAUCUCCACUCACACACAACCUUUUCUCCUGCACACUAUAGGGGUGAAUUUCUUACAAUCAGUAAUCUGCAUUGAUACAUUAUCAUCAUUCAAAGUGCAUGGUUUAUAUGAGGGUUCAUUCUUGGUGUUAGUAUACUAUGGGUUUGCCAAUUGUUCAAUGACACAUACAAAUCAUGUAGUAUCCUAUAGAAUAUUGUCACUGCCCUAAAAGUCUAUGGUGUGUCUAUUCAUUUCUCCCUCUUCUUGUCUCCAUAGUUUUGCCUUUUCCAGGAUAUCACAUAGCUGAAAUCAUAUAGAGUAUACCCCUUUCAGGUCAGCUUCCUUCACUUAGAGAUAAGCAUUUAUGUUUUCAUGUCUUUUUAUGGAUUGAAAGCUCAUUUCUUUUAAGUUUAGCUGAAUAAUCCUCCAUUAUCUGCAUGUAUCUGUUUAUGACCUAUUUACUUUUAUUUCUAGUCCCAAUUGCUAUGGUGCUGUAUUUUUUAAUUUCACAUUUUCAAGAGAAAUCCUGGAUUGCUUCAGAUCAUCCAUGAGAGAAAAAUGUGGCAGCUUCCAAUUGGAAAUCCAUUUUAGCUAUGUGAAACUGGGCUUGUUUCACAUUUAGGGGGAAUGGUUUAUGAAAAAUAGCACACAACUCUAUAAUUUAUGCUAACAGAUUUAUGCCCUAUUCUUCUCCAUUGAACUCUAAAGAGAAAGCUCUGAAGGCUGUGAGGAUACACCCCUAAAGUUAUUGACACUGUGGUGUUAAUAUGCAUCAAUAAAAGUGCUCAUUAUGUUAUUACUGAUUCAUGGAAGAAAACCACCUUAUAUAAUUUUAUGUUUGUCACCUCUGCCACGGGAGAGGGAGCUUUGUGAUUGUGCCCUGGCAUGGUGAGCCGCACAAGUCAAUUACAGGUGGUGUGUGAGCACCUGCAUCCUACACUGGCUCAGAAUUCUGAAUGGAAGGAGGACCCCUCGCAGUGCAAGGCUGACUGAGCAGGUGCACGGAUGUUGGAAUACCCCUGAUAAUUAUGCUGGGUGAAUGGGGAGGCCUGGCUGAUGAUCAAUGUCUGACAAAUAUUUUGAGAUGGUUUAUAUGGGUACUCCCUGUCCUUUGUUUCAUAACUGUAGCUAUUACUGCAGAGACGAAGGUGUCUAUGCAAAGAAUAUUGGAUUAAAAUUAAUGAGGCCUGUGUUCUGGUACCAAGUCUUCCACUAAUGAGCUCUAAAACAAAUGUCAAAUCAUAAGUUCUUCAAGAUUCAUUUCUGCCUCUGUCCAAUGGGAAUGCUAAUGCUUGUUUUACCCAUGUUCACCAGUUAUUGUGGGGGAAAGUUUCAUUCAUUUAAUAUUAUGAUUAGUAGUCAUAUUAAUAUUUCAUUAAUAUAAUAAACACUCUGAAUUGCCACUAAGUAUCAGGACUGUAUGUAUCACAAGGUAAUAGAUGGAGAAACACGGUGCAGAAUUUUUGAAGACUUGCAGGCUUUUUGAAGGCUGCAAGAUAUUUUUAAUUGUUAAGGUCAGAUCAACUCUUUAUGUUGCUGUAUCAAAUAAUUGACACUUUUAGAUCUCUGCCAGUGAUUUAUUUGACUACAGGUUACAACUAGAAUGAUCUUUAGUUGUUAUACCUCUGAGAAGAUACUCAGAAUUAUAGAAUUCAGUUCCAUUUUGUUGUUAUUGUGGUUCAAACACUGACCACACAAGAAAUUACAAAUCUGUAUUUUCAGGUGGUUGGCAACCUUUGAGAUGAAUACAAACCUUUCUUUAGAACAACUUAAGUUCAAGUACAGGGAAAGUACUAACAUCCACAGCUUCCCCCUUAAUCCCUAUUAAAAUGAGAUUUGAAUAUAGUACUUUCAAAAUUUCUUUAGCCACCCAAAAAGGCACUUCAGUCCACACCAUUACUUUUCUCCAGAAAAAUCAGGCUUAUCCACCUCUCUCCUCUCAAGUAACAGUCCUUACUCACAAAUUAUUUUCUUCCCAAAUAUCCUUUAUGAUCUCCCAGAAAAAGUAAAGAUUUAAAAAUCAUUUUUAGGUCCAUCCAAGAUUUUAUAGCAAUAUUUUAUUUGUGUUCACAGUGCAAGAUCAAUCUGACACUUUCUCAAUUUUUUUUUCUUCCUAUGGCAUCCAAAACAGUUGUUCACAUUCACACUUUGAUGUUUCACCAUAUGCAUACUGUGUGCAGCUCUGCUGUUUUAAAAUAUUUUAUUGGUUUUCCUUCAUAUCUCAACUUUUGAUGGGUGUCCUUGAAGAACUUGCAUGAAAAAAUGUAAAUGUGAAUGAUUCAUUCAUUUUGAACAUAUGUAUCUAUUUUAGGAGAUUUUUUUGGGAGAUUUUACCCUACAUAGAACACACUGUUCUUGCAGAGAAAGUGUUGUAUAUUACUAUUCUACUCGCAGCUGGAUUCUGCACAUGGAUUAACACUGGAAACCUGUGCUUUUUCUAGUCCCUAUUUACUUUUAAUACAGUAUUUAUAUGCCCCGAGUUUUGCUGGUUGUCAGGGGUGGUCAGUUGUCAAGAUUUUCACAUUUGGAGAGGAUGUCAUGUAACAUGGUUGAGUGUAAAAUCUGGUCUUCCUAAGAUUUCUAAGAGACUAGCGUGAUUCCUUGGCAAACGGGAAGUUCAAGACCAGGCUUUGUUUGUUACAUAAGAGCCACACCCAGUGCUCUUCAGUGCUUCACAGGCAUUUUCAGAUCUGACUGCUGUCAUCUUGCCUCCUCUCAAGUUUUCUAGCAGAGAAUUCCUCCGUGGACCACAGGUUCAGGAGGGAAAACACAGCAUUUUCCUCCCCAAAAGGGCAAAUCUUCAUUUAAAAAAUUUUCAGAAAAAUCUCCAAAGCAUUCCAUGUGGGUGUCCUUGUGUUUCUUGUAGUAUGAAUUCUUGACUUGUGUGUUCUAAUAAAGAGGAGUGAACGAAUCUUUAACUGUUACCAAAUCAGGCAGCUACAGAAAGGAGUGACCCAUCUCAUUCUAAAUUUGCAUCUAUCAGUGAAUAAUUAGUGUAUAGAAAAAGGUUUGGAAAGCUUUCAUUACACUUAAAACUAAAAUAUCCUUCUAUCUUUUGUCAUGUUCCAUAUUUCAUAAGAUGGUUUUAAUGUAUUAUUACUGUUCCCUUUUUAAUUCAGCGAAUUAGUGAAAUAUUUAAUGUCAAUGUUCUUGUCUUAGAAACUCCCCUUGAAAAGAUGUCAGAAAAAUGAACUCAUCGCCCUGUGAUAAAGAAUAAGUUCAUGAUCAGAUACUUGCACUGUUUUUCUUGUGCAUAUAAUGCAUAAGCACGUGUUCAAUCUCACAGUGAUGUUGGAAAGCAUAUAUUAUGCAGCCUAAAAACUAUUUCUGUAUUAGAUGUUUAAAUGCAUGAGGAUAAGUUCUAAUUGCUUUUUGUCUGAAACAGAAACAUGGAAGAAGCCUCAGCCCCAGUUUGUACAAAAUGUCUGUUGCAACUGAAAUCAUGUUAGUUCAAAACCGAAAAUCAUUCCAUUUUGUAGAACUGCUGCUACUGGUUUUAUCAAUAAAGUUUUAGCAGAUGGCUUAUAUGUA